This is a messenger RNA of Eimeria necatrix, 2094 nucleotides long. RefSeq lists its product as hypothetical. The coding region runs from base 1 to 2094 and encodes 697 amino acids. Lineage: Eukaryota; Apicomplexa; Conoidasida; Eucoccidiorida; Eimeriidae. The transcript has a single exon. The record is from RefSeq and is a predicted model, not a curated record.
AUGAACCCGCAGUUCAUGCACGACCUGCAAUACUCUGGCAGCAAAGGCCAGAAAGUAUGCUCGAUAUCUUUUUCACAGCAGAAAAAUGACCCCGCUCCCUAUGAUGGAGACAUACUUGUUCAGAGCCUGUCCAAAAGGAAAAUCGUUUCAGCCUCCCUUUCUCGUCUUCUUCGCGUAGCUUUCAUCUCCCUAGCAGUAGCAUACUUUCUGCUUAUCUGUUUUCACUUCAUCAAAAUUGGACGGCUUUUGGCUCCGCAGAGCCGAUACCUCGCAGAUCGCUACGAUGGAUCAUGUGAUUGGGGCAACGCUGCAGAGCACAAUGACAACGGCGAGGACAGAACGGCAGGAGGAACCCCAGAACAUCGAGCGCAGCAGCUGACGAAUGAAAGCCUGCUUUCGCCGCAUUAUCAGACUCAUGGAGUGCACGAGUCUGUCACGGGAAGACUUAAAGGAGUAGGAGUUGCAGCGCCAAUUGGAGAGGAGACACCCAGGACCAGUUUGGUGGAAUGGGCACAGGAGCUUCAGCAGUAUAGCUUGCAUUCAUGGGCAAACCGUAACCUACCUAGGCCAAUAAGGGCUCGUUUAGUGAACCUAUUCUCACGAAUGGUGAGAGCUUCAAGGUUGUGUAGAUCAUUGCUACCAAUGCUAACGCGCACACAACGCCUGCAUGUGACGUAUCUUGUGAUGCGACUAAUUGCACUGGAUUUGGGAGCAAUUUCGUUAGUGAGAGAGGACAUGGAGCCUGCACGGCGAAGUGUGGGGGACUCUCUCAUCAAUUUGGGUCAUGAAUGUCUUGGAGGCAAUAGCAGUGGUUCACAACAUGAUGGUCUUCGCACCGCGAUUCGCCAACUAAUAGGCUUAGUUGAAAAACUCAAACUGCCGCGACGCGUAGAAUACGAAUAUGAUUCCCUGAAGUACAGAGGUAAAAUGCUGAGCAUGAUGGGUACUGCUGGCUUGGUGCUGAAGUAUUGUUUAGGCGUUCUGGAGGGUUUACUUCAAUCCAUUUGCGGAGGCCCACGGAAGCUUCCAGAUGCUAUUGUUCAACAACAGUUCAAUGUUCUAGAGGGACUUUAUCGCGUACACGCUAACCAUAUUGGCACGGAUAGAGCGCUUCGUAAGCACAUUUUGAAGUGCCAGGAACAAACUAGUACGUAUGACCUCCUUGGCGGCAAGAAGUCAUUUUUGCCUACGGAUGAGAUUCCAAAAUUAUACAUGCUCCAGAAACAGAUAAAAAAAGCAGUCAGCAACGCCGGUGGCCUUCUACCACUGGAACAGCAAAGUGAAUUGCACAGCAAUAGUGCUAGCAGCACGCUCGUCAGAGAUAGUCAACUGAGCGACACCUACGCUGAAGCACUGCACGGACAAUGGGGACACCACAUGCUGCAACGAAGCUCUGCUGCAGCGGAGCAGCAAUCGCUUCACUUCGCAGCUUUCUCGGAGAGCGAAAACGUCUACGGAAGCGCGUCUUUGCCUUCUUCUGCAUAUCCACUGUGGCAGCCUUGGCAGCCGCUUUACCAAGGCCACGAAUCAGUUGCGCGGCCCGUGCCGCAAGUCACUAGCAGUCCUGGGAAUCAGCAGUCACAGUCAGUCUUGUCGCCGUCUCUUCAGGCAUUGGGUGAUUCUGCGAUGCCUUGGAUGGACACAACACACCAACACAUUCAAGGCCUAGGUCCCCGUCUACCGUUGGCACCUGCUCUCCUUACGUGUCCCCAUCUUCUUUCUGCUACUCAGUUGGCUGAGUCUGCCUUUCCUUUGGGUCAAUUACAACGCCUUACACUUUCUGGGUGUGCUGUUCAAGCGCCUUUGGAGCCCACUGCACAGCUGCAACAAGGAGCUGGAGCUGAGCAGCCUGCGACGUUUGAGUCACCAGCAGCAGGUUCUCAAAGAAGUGGUUACAGCCUCUUCGGGCAAGGUGGCGUUCCUCCGUGGUUGCCAUUUCCACAAGUGUCAGCUUUCUCUGUCGAAACGCGCACUCCUACAGGCCGUAGUUGGUUGGUCGGUCAGAGGCAAGGGAUGCUCCAAGGUAGUACGUAUGACUUCAACGAAGCAGAGGGCAGCAAUCAGGUUGGACAUUUUGAUGACAGUCGCCAAUGA